GCAUGGAGCCCCGGAGGAAUCACGGCGCCAGCAGCUGCGAGGCCCGAGAAGCACAUCCUGGGAAGGAAGAUGCGUUGCGGACCCCUGUGCCGAUUCCUGUGGCUUUGGCCCUAUCUGUCCUAUGUUGAAGCUGUGCCCAUCCGAAAAGUCCAGGAUGAUACCAAAACCCUCAUCAAGACGAUUGUCACCAGGAUCAGUGACAUUUCACACACGGCUGUCUCCUCCAAACAGAGGGUCGCUGGUCUAGACUUCAUUCCUGGGCUCCACCCUGUCCUGAGUCUGUCCAGGAUGGACCAGACAUUGGCCAUCUACCAACAGAUCCUCACCAGUCUGCAUUCCAGAAAUGUGAUCCAAAUAUCUAAUGACCUGGAGAACCUCCGAGACCUCCUCCGCCUGUUGGCCUCCUCCAAGAGCUGCCCCUUGCCCCGGGCGAGGGGUCUGGAGAGCUUUGAGAGCCUGGGUGGUGUCCUAGAAGCCUCACUCUACUCCACGGAGGUGGUGGCCCUGAGCAGGCUCCAGGCGGCCCUCCAGGACAUGCUUGGGCGGCUGGACCUCAGCCCUGGGUGCUGAGCCCUCAAAGGCCUCUCUUCCCAAAGUCGAGGAGAGAGCCCUGGACUCCCG
Molecule: messenger RNA, 621 nt
Organism: Lontra canadensis (Northern American river otter)
Lineage: Eukaryota; Metazoa; Chordata; Mammalia; Carnivora; Mustelidae
Gene: LEP
Product: leptin
Exons: 3
Coding region: 70-570 (166 amino acids)
Biological process (GO): energy reserve metabolic process; positive regulation of TOR signaling; positive regulation of p38MAPK cascade
Cellular component (GO): extracellular region
Molecular function (GO): hormone activity; peptide hormone receptor binding
Source: RefSeq, a predicted model, not a curated record